Molecule: messenger RNA, 2591 nt
Organism: Nerophis ophidion (straightnose pipefish)
Lineage: Eukaryota; Metazoa; Chordata; Actinopteri; Syngnathiformes; Syngnathidae
Product: zinc finger protein 37 homolog
Exons: 2
Coding region: 191-1342 (383 amino acids)
Biological process (GO): negative regulation of transcription by RNA polymerase II; regulation of immune system process; regulation of cytokine production
Source: RefSeq, a predicted model, not a curated record
UGGGACAGUGAAAAAUCGUAAAGUCCAAGAUGGCGGACUAAGUGCCGUGGCUUUCACAUUUAGGAUCUCAUAGAUUCAAAAAUAGCAUCAAAUACCUCAACUAUUCGCCUUUUCUUAAGCCCACGAAACAGACUUUGAGCGUGGAGCGAUGGCGUGUUAGCUGAAGUGAAGAUUGAAGACGUGAUAGAAGAUGGACGACUACUGCUAUGCUAAGAUGGCGACGUCAUGUCAAAGAGAAAGUGAAAGAGAAUCAGCGCCACCAACGGAGAACAAUCUGAAAAGCGGAGAUGAAGACGUCCAGCAGCUGAUGGGUAAUCCAGAAGAGGUAUCCCCUCAGUUAGGGGGGAGCUCCACUUUGAAGCAGGAGACUCCACAACCACCCUGCAUUAAAAAGGAAGAGGAGGAACUCUGCAUCACUCAGGAGGGAGAGUGUCUUCUAGGACGAGAGGAAGCUGAUUACACCAAGUUUCCACUGAGUAUUCUCUCUGUGAAGACUGAAGAUGAUGAAGAGAAACCACAAGUAGACAACCUCUUAGCUCCACUAUCAGAUAGUGAGGCUGAAGACGAGGUAGAAGAACCUUUGAGUAGCGACACAGACUGUGAAGGUGAUAUGAGGACUCACAUUGACAACAAACACUCUGAAUGCUCUUCAAAGAAGAGAGGUAACAAAUGUUUGAGCUGCUCAGUUUGUGCUAAAAGCUUUUCUCAAAAGAGCAAUUUGACUCAACACAUGAGAACACACACAGGAGAAAAACCAUUUAAUUGUUCAGUUUGUGGCAAAAGCUUUUCUCGAAAAUACCGUUUGACUCGACACAUGAGAACACACACAGGUAAUGAAACAAUUAAUUGUUCCGUUUGUAGCAAAAGCUUUUCUCAAAAUAACCAUUUGACUCAACACAUGAGAACACACACAGGUAAAAAAUCAAUUAAUUGUUCAGUUUGUGGCAAAAGCUUUUUUUUAAAUUGUCGUUUGACUCAACACAUGAGAAAACACACAGGUGAAAAACCGUUCAACUGUUUAAUUUGUGGUAAAAACUAUUCUUUAAAAAGCCAUUUGACUCAACACAUGAGAACACACACAGGUGAAAAACCAUUUAACUGUUCAAUUUGUGGUAAAAACUGUUCUUUAAAGAGCCGUUUGAGUCAACACAUGAGAACACACACGGGUGAAAAACCAUUUAGUUGUUCAGUUUGUGGCAAAAACUUUUCUAUGAAGUGCCAUGUGACUAAACACAUGAGAACACACACAGGAGAAAAAACAUUUAGUUGUUCAGUGUGCUGUAAAAAGUUCCCACAUGAAGCAGCUGCAGUAAAACACAUGAGAACACACAAGGGAAAAUAAGCAAUUAGCUGUUUAGUUUGUGGUAUGUUGCUCAUAUGUGGCGACAUCCACCCUACCCAGGACCUCCUCACUGCUUCUUUCACAAAUAUCUGAGGUAUUCAUACAAACUUUGAUUAUUUGAAGCAUAUUCUUAUCCACUCAUGACCUCAUGUCUUCUCUGUAUCUGAAACCUUCCUGAACAGUAAGAUAGAUGAUGCUUCAAGUGCUUGGUUACUCCUUCUUCAGUCCAGGGACCUGGGGCCUCAUGUGUCAAGUUUUUGCACACUCAAAAAUCUGCACUACACCCUUUUUCAUGGCAAAGUUGAGAUGUAUAAAAACUGACAUUGUGAUGCUGGGUAACUGUUUGCAUAACCAAGUGCCAAUUUUUACUCCUCAGACUGAUUGAUGUGCAAAUCAGAGACAUAUGAACAAUUAACCCCCAACACCCACAACCCAACCCCCACCUCCCGCGAAAUUCGGGCAUAACAGGUUCAAUCCGGCCCGCGAGAUGAGUUUGCGAAGUGUAACAUUCAGCUGCAUUUUUAAAUGAAAUAAACUGCUGAUCCGAUUGUGUCCACUGGAUGUCACAAUAGCAAUUCUGUUAGGCAAGCAAGUAGCAUAGCAAGUAUACCAAGCAAGAGGUACACGGUAAAGCGGGGCUGUGACUCCUCCCCCUCCAGCCAACGUAAAAGAGGAGUAAAAUAAUCAAUCAGUAACCCCACUUCAAAUGCAGCAUGAGACACUGCACACUGAUAUAGUUCUGUGAAAAUGAUUGUCUUCUGUGCAAAUGUAAAGAAAGUGAACAGUGUGUGAUUUACUGCAAUACUGUCACUCUUUCUACUUUUUAUGUGUGCUUUGUUGAAAUUGUUCACACAUUGCACUGCUUUUAUUUUUCUGUCAAUACACAUUAUGUCUAGAAGACAGGAAGUAACUCAACACUCUUGAAUAGUUUCUACCUCAGUGUGUAUGGUUUGUUGAGUUAGCACAGGAUUAAUAUGUGGAAAUGACAAAUGAGGUAGUUGAUACAUAGAAUAGUUUUUUUUCAUGCUUUAUUUUGUUUUUUGUUCAAUCCAAGAUGGGUUGUUACUUAACACUGAGAUUAGGUCUAAAUUCAUUGAGUUCUUCAAGGUGUUUUUGAAAGUGGACCUUUUUUUCCACCUCUAAAUUUUUAAACUACCUUGAAGUGUUUUGUGAAGACGAAUAUUUGUGAUAUGUACAUUUUCAGAAUGUGCUUGUUCUAUUUUGGGGCGAAGUAAAACAAAGAAAAUAA